This is a messenger RNA of Paramuricea clavata, 26498 nucleotides long. Lineage: Eukaryota; Metazoa; Cnidaria; Anthozoa; Malacalcyonacea; Plexauridae. The record is from the annotation of a GenBank genome assembly.
AAUACAUCAUAAGACUUCUCGUACAGUGAUACUCUCGUUGCUUCUUCGUCUCUCUGGUGAAAAAUAUUGUAUAAUUGCAGUAGCAAACUUUGUGAUAGCGGAUUUCCAGAGCUACACAGUCUUUCCCCUGGAUUUGCAUGAGUAUCUGUUGAUCGUUCUUUCUCUCAGCAGCUGUACGUAGAAGACCAGCAUCAAUUGUUUCUGCCAACAUGAGUGGGGUUCUUCUUCUCUUCUUAGUUACCUGGUGUGAAACAAAAUAAAUUAUUAAACUAAAUAUCUGCUAAUAACAAGGUUGGAUAUUUGUAGCAUAGAAACUACUUUACCCUAAAUAAACUAAAUUGAUCACAAUUCAAUAUAUUUUAAAACCAAACCUGAGAAUGUUGUGCACAUUGCGCUAGUAUUAUACCUAUCAAAAUACCAUACCUUGUCUAGUGAGAACCAUGAGCCGUCUCUUCCACAAAUAAUACAUAUCACUGGGAGUACAUGCGCGUUUCUUUUAGGCAGGGCCUUUAUAUUUAUAGCUUCUGCGACUGAUUGACGUGUAUUAAUUUUUCGCCUUGGUUCUAUUGCCUCCACUUCCACGUGUGAUUCUUCGGUAAAAGUUAUAGUUUUAGUGCUAGUUCCUUCUCCUUUUUCUUCUUUUCUCUGUUAUCUACGGAUCUUCUCUUCAUCACAAAAUCUCUUCCAGCAUUUCAUAUGAUGGUUCCACUCUAAGUUAAUGGUGUCGGAGUUCUAAGUUCUCGAUGUAUGAAUUGACAGAUCCGUCAUCGAUGUUCUCGUACGAUUUCUUAGCUAUUUCAGCUUGUUGACAUUUAAGUUUGGCCCAUUUUGACCUACACUCAAGAAAUUGCUUAAGCCUUUGGCGUGUAACUUUGCAAAGUUGCUCCGUAACGCCAUCAAAAUGCAUAAAACAUGAGGAUAUUCUAGUUUUAUAAAUAUCUUCAGCCAUGCUUAUUUGCACAACUGAGCGUGUUUCCACUUCGAAGCAUGUGCGUUGGUUGUGCGCUGGUUGUGCGCGUGCGCAAUGCGAGUUUGGCUGAGUUGCGCAUGCGUAUUUGCUAUCAAAACAAUGGCGGUUCGAAUAUUUCGAAGCGCGAAAAUAUCAAACUUUGGAGGGAUUUUUCUCCCAAUUGUGCACCUGUUUCGCUUGGGGAGCAACGGAUUCUGAUAAAGUAAGUUUUUAUCUAUUUAUUCAUGUGAAAAUUACGUAGUUCCACGAGGGGUGCAACGGAAUCCGUUUUCUAAGCAUCUUUUGGAUGCUCAUCCCACGGCCUAAAAAGAGUAUUUUGCUUUGAAACAAAGUGCUUUGGAACAAUGCAUGCAUGUGAUAGCCAACAAUUUGUAUAGUAUUACAAAUAUUAGAUAUGCAUGUCAAAUCAUUCAGCUGUUCAAUAAUUUGUUUGACUUAUAUCCACAAUAGAACUGUUAAAUAAUUUUUAUCCCAGCAUAUAUUUUGUCUUCUGUGUAAAGCAAAAUAAAGAAUGAGGAAUAUAUUUUCCACUUUAAAGCGAAUCAACUCAACCGCGCGGAAACUAAUUGUUCUUCUUGAAUAUUCAAAUGGUAAUUGAACAGUUGAACACUUUGAUAUGCAAAUUCUAAUUCUUCCAGUCUUAGAAACAUGUUGUUAAUAGUUCAUUUAUCCACACGUCAUUUGGAUGCGUUGUGCUAGUAAAACUUUCGAAUCGGCUUAUACAGGGGGCAUGCGUGGUAACAUCCUUCAUAAACUGUAUCGUGUACCGUGGCCACAAGAGAACCAGUUAAGAUCUUUCAUACUUAAAACAUUUUACUGCCUUCAUUCCCUCACGACGCAAGAUGGAACAUCUCCAGAAAAAUAUUAGACAGUUGAACGUCGAGUUCAUGGAGAAAAACGUAACUGACCAUAUGUUGAAUAGUAAGAUUUGUCUGUCGUAAAAAGGCUUCUUCCAUGUCAAACGCGACGCAGAAUUAUUCAUAUUAUUUAAAAUUAUUUGAAAACGGUAGCCCUUCACUCUUCAGCGGUAAAAAAACUGAUUUUCAAGUGGCCGUUUAUGAAUACAAACAAUAUAAUCUAUUUACAACAAUUUUAACAAAAGAGAAUUAGGUUAAUUUGGUUGUUGAUGUAUUUCCCUCCAAGUCCUUGUAGUGAUGAUUUAUUAAAGUUUUAAAAGAAUACAAGGAAAGUUGGUCAUAAUUAGCAUAAGCAUACUCUGCCCACCCGCGGGUGAGUAUAUUUCUAACAUAUUUAUGUUUGAAUAAUUAAUAUCGUUUUGGGUUGUGAUUGUCAACCAUCUUGAAUGAAUGUCUUUAUUUUACAUGGUGUCAGGAUCCUUAUGAAUCCGUGCCGAAUUCAAGCCAUCGGGCUUGAAUCUAAAUGAAAAUAGAAAGAAGAUUUCUUUCUAAAUAUAAUAGUUUAGUAAACGGGGGAAAAAACAAUAUAUAAUGGCGAAAUUUAAGACCCCAAAAAUGUCUUGGAUUGCACAAGAUUUAAAUCAAGAAUGGCGUCGAUUCUAUAGGAAAGCAAUGUGUAUUUUCGAAGGUCCGUUACACGAUAAAGAGGACAGCGUUAAAGUCAGCUAUGUAAAGUUGUGGGUAGGCGAUAAAGGACUUGAUGUAUUUGAAGGAGUUACAUUUGACCAACUCGCUGAUGCAAAGAAAUUAGACACAUGUAGCCUACUAAAGAAAUUCGAGGACUAUUGUACUCCACGUAAGAACUAUAUCAUGGCCGCUUUGAAAUUUAAUCAAAGACGUCAAGGAGAUAAUGAGAGUUUUGAGUCUUUCGUAACAGACCUCAGGAUUUUGGUAAAAGAUUGUGGUUAUAAAGACGAGGAACGUGUGCGUUCGUGAUGCGAUCGUUCUUAGUUGUAAACACACAAAGGUUCGUGAGAAGUGUAUCGAUUUGGCCGAUACUUUGACAUUAGAAAAGGCUAUUGAAAUCGCAGGGUUCGUAGUCUCCAAGACCAAAAAAAUUCAAAGACUUUCAAAGAUUUUUUCUGCCUAUUUUCAAAGACUUUUCAAAGACCUUUGAGAGCAAUCAGCUGUCGAACUAGGGAUCCAAGGAUAGUGUAAAGUUUCAAAUUGAAUAAGAUCGGGAAGAACUGCGUAGGGUCUAGCGGGUUAAUAGGUUUGCUCAACAAUUAGGCCAAACAACGUCACAUUAGGCCUUUGUUUUUUGUCUUAGCGUGUUUUGUUUUUUUUGUUUUAUUUGUUUUCAAUAACGGCACUAAUACGAUUUGGCCUAAUUCUUCAUCUAACAUACCAACCCUGCACGUUACUCAAAAAUGUGGAUUAGAACAAGGUUUUUACGAGAAAAACAAUUCAUUGUCACUUCCUUCGCCGUGCCUCGUGGAACUGGUACAAUUUAUUUAUUUAUUGUGAUGCUACACGAGACAACUCGAAAUUUAAAUUCUUUCACCAGCAACCAAAUUUUGUAUAUUCUAAAACUACAAUUGCAUUGGGAGCUGUCGCUGAAAGUAUCCCCAUGAGGCUACUGAUAUACUAAACUUAUUUAAAACUAUCAGCGCCCAUAUUGCACAUUUAACUAUUGUCUCAGUGACACAAUUGAAAUAGCUGUAUAACUACAGUGUGUCCCAAAAAAGUACCCUCUAUAGAAAGUAUCUAUCCUAUUGUUAUAAGGGUACUUUUUUGGGGACACACUGUAGUUAAUAUGACGUUGCAUCCCAUUACAAAAACAUAAAUCCAAAACACAGACACAUAAAAAUGAGGCGAAAAAAUUCAUUUAAAUGACGCAUUUUAUCCCCAUAUCCGUUCCGCACCCGCUCCAUGGAUCCGCUAGGUUCCGCAUCCGCUUCCGCAUUUUAACUUAAUUGUGACAUGUUUCCAUAGUGAUGUUUCUCAAUAACAAGUCUCAAUGACCUUUGACUUUAUAUUCCCAAGGCCAAGAUCAGGUUGGUUUUUUUAUAUGAGUCAUUUUCAGCUUUUCGCAAGUAUUCAAUAAUGUCACUUUAGAUGUCAAUAAUUUCACAGUUACAGCAGAGUUUAUAGCAGUUUUGAUAAAGCUUUGAUACAGAUAGAUUCUCGUAAGAUCUGGUGAUGUUCUCGUUGCAUUUGAAUAUUGCAUUGUGCCAUUGAACACCAGUUUGCACCGUUGUGCCAGACAUGUGAACAAGGCCCGUGACUACACGUUGGAUAGCAAACGCCAUACAAUGAUAUACAAACACUACUUCUGUUUGAUAGUUAUUUAUGCUCUACUGAUCUGAUGCAAUGUUUUGCUCUUCGUACUGAGUGACCUAUUCUGUGGUGUAGCAGUGUUACACCUUUACAUUCGAUGUAUAAUGAAUAUACGACUAAAUAAUAUCGGCACUUAAUUGAAUGCCGGUAUAAAUGCACAACAUCAAUUUAUAUAUUACGUAGCAUCUCAAAGAUUUUAUCAAUAUUCAUCGGUCUGAAAUGUUUAUGUAUUUGAAAACAACGCUGUCUCGCUCCUUCCUAGCUCUGUAUAAUGAAUAUACCGUCAAAAUAAUAUCGGCACUUCGAAGAUUUUCUCAAUAUUUAUAAUUAGGUCUGAAAUGUUUUAUAUACAUUUGGAAAAAAGCACUAUCUAGCUCCUUAAUUCUUAGCUCUGUAUAAUGAAUAUACCGUCUAAGUAAUAUCGGUACUUGACUGAAUGCCCGUAAUGAAUAACAUCAAUUUAUAUAUUGCGUAGACUCUCAAAGAUUUACUCAAUAUUCACAUCUGAAAUGUGUAUACAUUUGAAAACAACACUGUGUCGCUCCUUCCUAGCAUCGUCACGUCAUCGUAGGCAUCUACGGUUUGAUAGCGCAUGCGCAUUUGCGCUGCUAAAGAAAAAUCGAGUGUUCCGGGGUAAAGAUCUUUUACACAACAUGAGAAGCGAAUGUUAUAAAAUUUACAAAAAAUUACAAUAACGACAACCACUCCUCAAAAUUUUUGUGAACUUGGCAAAAGGACAAAAGAAUAUUUAAAUAAGACAACUAAAAUUGCCUAAAUAACCUUCAAAGCACUGACUAAGUACAAUAAAUCACUACGAACAUAUAUCGUAUACACCCCCCGGAAAGUUUACACUAUUAUGCCUGAUCCCUGACUCAUAUGAAUUUUCCCCCACUCAUCACAAUACUUGUCAAGUUUCGAAGAAACUUGACACUAAAAAGUGCAAGUGUAAGCAACAUUUUUACCCAAUAAUUAGUCAAAUCACAUCCUAAAAUGUGCCUUUUCGUCGAUAUUUGCGAAAAUGUUGCUUCAAACAAUCUAUUUUAUUAGCUAGGAAAUCGUAUAAUCAAAUACUCACUAAGAAUUUAAAGACUUUUAAAGACUUUCUUCGCUUGUUCACACAAUUCAAAGACUUUCCAAAGACCUUAAAGACUUGCAUUCAAAUUUAAAGACUUUCAAGGAUUUCAAAGACCGCUACGAACCCUGAAUCGGACGAAGCCAUGAAACCAAUUUAGAUAGCUUAAAGAAGCUCACGAAAGACGAAGAUCCGAUCAUUAACGCCAUUAAACCGGUACAGUACCGUCAGCGAGACCCUCGAAACCGUCGAUACUCAAAUAAAUGGCACACAGAGUGAGAAAACCCGAGUGGUGAAUUGGACAGCAUGUCGAAGGACAGGUGUGGAAGAUGUGGUUUCGAUAAAAAUGACCAGAAAUGCCCAGCAAUGGGUCAACAAUGUAGACGAUGCCAAAAGACGAAUCACUAUGCAAAGGUUUGCCGAGUCAAACCAGUCAACAACGUACAGUUAUAGAGAAAAUAGGACACUAUAGUUCCGAGGACAGUGACUCAUCCUUAUUUGUAUAUGCAAUUGAGUCAACCAUUCCAUCUGAGAAUGAACAAUUUUACGAAAAUGUUGAUGUAGAAAAAAUCAAAGUUAAAUUUCAGUUGGACAGUGGGGAAAAUCUCUUUCAAGACCUAUAACGACCUCAAUUGAGUGUAUAUCUCUCCGCCCACUGAAGAAAACAAAUACUGUUUUGGUUUCUUUUUCCAAGCACAAACUAAAACCAUUCAGAGAAGUUGUGUUAAUUAAAAGUAAAGUAUAAAGACCACACUUGGUUUGCUGAAGAGAGUUUACCAAGUUGUAAGUCAAGAAGCAUCAUUAAAUUAAAUUAAAGAAAGUUGAAUUGGACGAUUAACCUGGUGAUUAUCAUAUCAAACUAAACGAAGGUGCUGGGACGUUUUUAUGGCGACAUUCAAAUCCCUCGGAUCAAUACCCAGUCUCACCGCACCAUUAGUUAGCACGAGUGGAUGAUUGUUCAACCCUUGAUGUGCUAGAGGAUUUUACUGACCGAUCUUUUCAAAAUGCGAAUGUUCUGAUGCGAAAUAAUAAUACUAAUAUAUUUUCUGCACAAACUAUUGACAGCUCUACCCCAGUUCGGCCGCGAGAUGAGGCUAAUUUUGGCAUUACAGAGAAACAAUUUUGCAUGUUUAAGGAUAAGAUUGAGUCAGAUAUUUCAGUCUUGAUAAAUAAACUUUCAGAACAGACUCAAAUUAUAAAUAAAAGUAAACAGGAUAUAUGCAAAUUGUCUGAUGAAAAAUUGAACUUGAAGUCACGCUAUGCUGAAUUAGAAGUCAAAGUGUUCUCUGAGGAUCAAUCGAAUAAUACAAUCGGCUUCAAAGAAAGCAAUGAUGCUGUUGUCAUUAGCAACUAGGAUCACUCACCGUUGUUCAUCACAAUUUAAAAGGAAAUCCACCCGAGAAUAUAAGAAAGAUGUGAGGAUUCGGCAGUCGUACCACGUUAACAAUGUUGAUGAUAAUGUAAUUGACAACCGAGGGCUGUGCAGCACUUGGCCCUUGUGCAACAAAUAACAUCCGGGGACGAACUGCUCCUGUAAACUGUGUACGAAGGAGAGGUGUAAAUUUUAACAAUUUAAUUUCUGUUCAUACUACUAGGAUAACAAACGUGGGUAGGAAUCAAUCUGCAGUUCAAAUCGUUCCUGUGGGAAAUGGUUUUCUUAAAUUUGCCUGUGCUAAUGCCCGCUCUGUUAGAAACAAAGUAGCUGAUGUCGUUGAUCUUGUUGUUGACUCUAAUAUUGAUAUAUGUGUUAUAAUUGAAACGUGGUUAAAGGAUUGCGACUCUGUGACUGUCGCGGGUCUGUUCCCAUCAGGAUAUAGUUUUGAAAAUUCACCUAGAAAGGCUGCGAGGUCUGGCGGUGGUCUAGGACUAAUGUUCAAGAGCAUGAUGAGAACUAAACUGGUUGAUGCUAGUGAGUACAGAUCUUUUGAAUCAUCUGAAUGGAAUAUUACCUCACAGAGUCAUGUUAUCAAAUUGGUUGCUGUUUAUCGUCACUUUAUGUACCUUCUAGCUUGUCCUUUGAGGAAUUUUCCAUCUAUCUCGAAAGCGUUGUAACGUCAACUGAGCUGUUACUUAUUUCGGGCGACUUCAAUAUCCAUCUGAAUUCCGCUGAAGAUAAUAACACUAAGAAGUUCUGUGAUCUCUUGGAAACAUUUGGUCUCAUUCAACAUGUUACUUUUUCCACUCAUAAAUCAGGACAUAUUCUUGAUCUUAUAAUCAAGAGGUCAGUUAAUGACGAGCUAAUAUCCGAAGUCGAACCCACUCUGGCUCUGUUUGAUCAUAUAAUUGUCGAAUGUAAGAAAGUCAUUCCUAGGCCGAAUUUAAUUGUUAAGGAAAUUUGUUCUCGAAAUUUCAAGCAAAUUGACUACCAGGCGUUUAAAAGCGACAUUUCCUCAUCUGACUUGUAUAAUAAAUCUUGGACUAAUAUAGAUGAACUUGAGAACUGUUAUAACGAAUUUUUGUUAGAAAUUCUUGACAAGCAUGCACCUUUAAAGACUAUGAAAAGGACUGAUAGACCCAAGAUACCGUCGUUCACUGAUGACCUUAAAAAGCUCAACGCUGAACGUCGGAAACGAGAAAGGAAAAUGCUUCAAUCUGGACUUAUGGCUGUUAAAGAAGUAUAUCAUAAAAUUAGAGACAGAUACAGUGCUCUUCUUCAGAAAGCAAAGGUCUCCUUCUACACUGAUAUGAUCGACCAAUGUGCAGGAAAUCCUAAGAAAUUAUUUCGUAUUGUCAACUCGCUGUCCAAAAACCAUCAGGAUAAAGCAUUGCCACCUUAUGAAGAUCGGUGCACCUUAGCUGAGCACUUAGGACAAUUUUUCUAUCGUAAGAUUGAACUUAUAAACGAGAAGAUUUUAAAUCAAAUAGAUGCUGUCCCUCUUGUGGUUGAACAUCGCUUUCCGGAAGUGAAGUUUGAAUCGUUCUCUCCGGUGUCGAACUAUCAUGCCAUCUUCGAAUACCUCUUGUCAGCUAGAUCCAAUACCCACUUGGUUGCUAAAGAGUUGCUGUGAUGUUUUGUCUCCUAUUAUCACUCGUAUGAUAAACUUGUCUUUGGUUGAAAGGAUAGUUCUUGAAAUUUGGAAAUCUGCACUUGUAUUGCCCAUGCUUAAGGAGCUCGGUCUGGAUUUACUGUUUGAGAAUUUUAGACAUGUAAGCAAUCUUCCUUUUGUCGCCAAGUUAACUGAAAAGGAAGUGGUGGGUCAAUUGUUAAUCAUUGCAAUGUUAAUGCUCCAUUGCCUGUUAAUCAAUCAGCCUAUCGUCAGUUUCAUUCUACGGAAACUGCCCUUCUCAAAGUACAAAGUGAUAUCCUUAGUAACAUGGAUAAUCAAGAGGUCGUACUACUUGAGAUGCUUGAUCUCAGCGCGGUGUUUGACACCCAUAGACCAUUGGAUUUUGUUGGAUAUUCUCGAAAAAGAUUUUGGUGUGAUUGGUAAUGCUAUGAAAUGGUUCAUGUCCUUUCUCUAUGAAAGAAAACAGCGUGUUGUUAUCGAUCAUUGCAAGUCAUCUGCUUUUGACUUGCCGACUGGUGUUCCCCAAGGCAGUUGCUUGGGUCCCGUCCUAUUCCUGCUUUAUGUUUCAGGCCUGUCUAAGGUUACAGUAUAUCUAAACACCUUCCCAGGGAUCACGCCUUUGCUGAUGAUAUUCGUACCUGGAUGGUUCACCAUCGUCUUUUUAUUCAAAGUAGUAAGACUGAGUUUAUUAUAAUUGGCUCUCGACAACAGCUGAUCAAGCUACCAUUGAUAAACUACGAGUGGGUGACGUGAACGUUUCUCCGGUGAACACAAUCAAUAAUCUUGGGUCAUGGUUCGAUAUGCAUAUGUCGAUGGACAUCCAUGUUGGCAAGGUCUGCAGCUAGACUUUUCGGAGUUUAUAUCAUAUUAAACAGAUUAGAAAGUACUUAACCGAGGAUUCCACGAAAAUCUUGUUUCACGCAUACAUUACGUCCCACAUUGAUUAUUGUAAUUCGCUGCUUUAUGGGAUUCCAAAAUUUCAACUCAAUCGGCUACAAAAAGUACUUAAUGUGGCUGCUCGUGUUGUUUGUCUUAUACCUAAAUUCGAUCACAUUACACCAACAUUGAUGAAACUUCACUGGUUGCCUGCAUUCUUCUUAUCGUUUACAAGGCGCUUCAUGGGUUAGCUCCUAAAUAUAUUUGUGAUUUGUUAACACGUUUCUGUGGAAAUCGCUCCCACUUGACAUUCGUGCUUCGUCUUCGGUCGACUGUUUCAAGAGACAUCUUCAAGCAUUCCUUUUUAGGGAUGCGUACAUUAGUAGUGUUUUUCAUUUAGACAAUUUUUAACUUUCAAUUAACUGUGAUUAAUGUGUAAAUAUAGUCUAAAGUAAUUUUACGAUUUUAUAUCUCACGGUUUGUACCUAUAGCGCUUUAAAACAUUUAUAGUUUAAGAGCUUUAUAACUGAAUUUUAUCAUAUUAUUAUAUUAUAACAGGGCCCGGUGUGGGCUCCUUGUGUUCCUGAUUGAUUUUGACAAGCUUGGUACGGGUUAACGCAGAACACGGAUGCGACGGACUGACGUUAGACAGACGGACGGUAAAUGUGGACGGACGGAUGAGGGUGAAAUGCGGACGGACGGAUGAAUGAAGAUAUGAGAGUGAAUUGCGGAUACGAGAGAGCAUAUCCACAUAACUUAACAUGCCUGUAAGCGUUUGCGUGUCAUGGAAAGAUACCAGUUUGAUACUUUCGAAGAUUGAAUUUAAUUAAACAAUUCUGAGACAUUAGGUCAAUCAAGCAUUUACUUCUGACAUUAGCUCUUUUAAGCUCUCACUGUGAAGUUUUAGUUGCACAAAUAGUAAUAUUAUAAAUAAAUAAGGUGAGUGAAUAAUAUUUAGCCGAAGUUUUAGUAAGCCGCGAAAAGUUUCCAACAAUUUGAGAAAAAUUGAUUCAAAUUAUUUUACGCUCACGUGCAGUUUGCAAUCCGUACAACUGCCGGUCAACGUUUUGAACGAAACCAACAUUUUGCACGCGAAGAGCUGGCGAACGAUAUGCAGAAACGUUUGGUCGAAAAUGCGUGCUUGUAACUAGUUGAAUAAUAUACUACAAUAUGUUAUUCGACAAUGAUUGGUUGAUUUCAGUGCAGUUAAUCCCAAACAUAUAGAGCAAACAUCGGUAACAACAGUGCAAAAUUCUAGCGGCCGCGCUACAUAAAGUAAAAUGAGUUCGGUCGAAAAUAUAAAUACGCGUGGAAGUCUGAGAGAAACGAGAAAUUGCGUGGAAACACGAGCACGAAGUGCGAGUGUUUCCACGCAAUUUCGAGUUUCUCCCAAACUUUCACAAGUGUUUCUAUAACUCUAUAGGAACACGGAAAAAAUGUUUUCUAUUUCCUUUAUUAAAUAGCCUUUUAAAAACAAUAAAAAGAUAAAUUUAUUGAUUUUAAUUAUACAUUCAUUCAAAUAUUAAUUUUAUCUUAAUAUACGUUCGUCUAAAGAAUAAUCAAAGGAUAGCCAAGUAAACAAGUAUAUUGCUGUCAAAACAACAGACAGCACUUUUUGACAGGCUCACUUUAUUAAAGUAUAUAAUUCACUCAACAACGUGAUGCUUGCAAAGGAAGCGCUGUUUUAAAUAGUAAAGUUUAAACAUGAUUAAAAAUGAUAGUAAACAUGAUUAAAAACGUCGCGAUAAAAUAUUUUUUUACAAAGACAAAGUAAAAUUAAAAUAUCUCACCCUGGUAAACAGUCAAACACUGUCAGAUACAACGUAUGCUGUAUUAUACAACGUACUUUGUGCUUUAGGUCUUUGCUUUCUAAGUUAGCAAAGCAUUGCCUUUUUUGUGACGGUUCUUCGGCGUUUUCGGACGUUUUCCAACUUUUUUUUUCAAUAUUAAAUAUUGUUUGUAUUUUGUCUUUCAAACUCCCACGCAAUCCACGCAACCCGCGUGGAAAUUCCCCGUGUUUCUAUCGAGUUAUGAAACACGGGUUUUUUGAGUUUUGACCAAUCAGCGCCCGUGUUUUUAAAAGGUUAUUUUAUAACAGAAAAUACUUUACUUAGAAUAACAAAACUUGCAUGAUUGAGUAAAAUUUUCAAACCGCUUGCCCUAUAAAAUGUGUUAUACUGUAACAAAACAGGACUGCCUCGAACAUUUUUAUAUACAUUAUUAAUCCUUAAUAUGAUGGUUUCUUGUGAACUAGCAAAACUUACAUAUUUGAGUCAAGCCUAAGCAGGAAAACUUCGUCAGUGCGGGACUGUUCGCUUAUUACGUACAGUAAGUCAAAACUACAAUUGUCUCGAACAUUUUUAUGUAUAUUUAUUAUUAAUACGUAAUAGGAUGGUAAUGGUUUGUCGUAAAAUUUGGAUAAAACAAGAACUCGUGAGUUUUUCAAAUACGUCAUCAACAUUCGUACUUCAGACACGUGCAUUUUGAUGCCCUUUGAAAAACUCACUCGUGCAUUGCACUAAAGACCAUAUUAUUACAGUAUAUAUACAGUAUACGAAAUGAGAUCUAUUAUUAAAGUAAAGCCGUUGACAAGUCGCUAGAGUUUGCGUUUUGGUCGUUAAACGCUUAUUAGUUAAACGUUUGGCGACUAAAGCUUUUCUACUCAUCCAAACGCAACUGGUAUUCUAACGCCUGCCUAGUCAUAUAUCUGUAAUUACAGAAACGCUUACUGUCGCUUAUAUUCCUUUCUUUUUACUAUUUUCCCUUUGCUUUUGUAAAUUUUCACGAUGUCUGCACUUUCUACAAUGUCCCUGAGGAGAAGCAAACAACUCGCAAUUUCUAGAAAAUACCUUUCUACAUUCGGUGGUUGUUCCUGCGGAAUUGUGCUCUAUAAAAUCGCCUACAAUUGCCAAGGGAUCCAAUGAUGUAAUAUCCUCUUUCUCCUCUGUUAAAAUGUAGCCUGUACAUAUCGGGCUCUUUUCAAUAAAUUGGAUCGUAAUUGGUACUUUUUCUGAAAUUGUCAAGUCUUUAAGGACAUUAUCAAAGUCCAACACAUCGUUUAAAUUAACCAUAAUCCCAUGUGAACGGAGCACAAACGACACCUUGUUUAAAUCUGCAUGAUCAACGGAAACCAAUAGAUCUACACAGCCCCGCUGAUUACAAAAUUCCCAUCUUUCCAUUCUCACAAAGCUUAUGCGACGAGGAGAGUCAGUAACAAUAACCCAAUUGGAAGGUAUUGUAUCCUUCAAACUUGGCAAUCCGCUCACUUGCGCUUCGUUCUCUUCCCGUGUGUACUGCCGAGAAUCAUUGUUAGAAGAUUGUCUUAGGCCUUUUCGUCUCAGAUUUCUAUAGCAACUAAUUUGUUCAGUUCUCCCACCCUUUCUACCAUUACAUAUAUCCGUACCAAACACAGCCUCCACAGCUUUAUAAAGCAUGGCCUUCGAAGGUUCGUCGCAUGCAAGGUCCUGUUUAUCUUUAAGUGAAUGUAGGUAAAUAUCAUCUUUUAAGGUGAAAGAAGAAGCUUUGCAUUCGUAAUUCAACAGCACCCUAAAAAGUAUGAAAUCAUUGGUAAAGAUAUAACCUAAAAAUAUCCUCACACCUAAAAAAACUGAUCUGUAGUAGGGUAACAAAUAACUUAAAAUUAUCUAUUGUAAAAGCACACUACAAAAUUUUUGGAGGUAUUUCCCCUAAUAAAGUCAACUGUCUACUGCUACUUUCAUUUUAAGGGAUAUGGCAAAAAAUUUAGUUUGUCUCAUUUGAAAGAGCUUUAAAAAUUAUAUCGAAAACAGCUACUUCAAAUGUCGCUUAUAGCUCUCGAAAUAUUUUGGCCACAAACAUCAUAAAUCAGUGAGCCAUCUCGGAUUAUUGUGGAUAUUCACGUUACGUUACGCAAAUAUUUUACUCAGAUAUGCAAUGGUCAUCAUGAACCCAAAAUUAUACUUCGGUCACCAUUUCGAAUAACUAUGCAGUUGUUUGAUAACGUUUUAAGAAACUCAAUCUAUACUAAUUGUUAUUAGGUUGCAUAGGAGUGGCUUUAUAUGGCUAACUCUGCUUUUGACCUGAACAAAACCACCGUUAGAGAGAUAAAAAUUGUUCGUAUUUCAAAAAUAAAACGAACGCGUCAAUCUCUGGAGGUAACUAUAUAAAAGGUAUAUAAAUAUAACAAGAAUAAACCUGAAUCCGAGGUCAAAGAUAAACUGAAAUUGUCGUGCGUACUUGAAACUGUAGACUCGAACUCACGAUGCUGCACCUUUAAAGCCCGUUCUCAACUAGGCGAAUUUGUUCGCGCGAACAGUAAAAAAGUAGCAAUUGAUCCAUUAAAAAGUAGGAACUGAUUUCGCGUCGCGCGAAAAAAUACGCCUAGUGGAGAACGUGCUUAAAGAGGAAUGAGCGUGCCAUGCAAGCUCGCAUGUCCAGAAAUCACGGACAUCAGAACACUCUACUUCCUUAUUAAUUUGCAUAUCACAUUAAAAUAUGACUUCAAUUGUAAAUAGUAAAUUGUACUAUUUUCGCAAUGUAAUAAAUCACAAAAUGUAAGAAUAAUCCCCGAGCCGACGGCGCGAAGCGCCGUGCGAGGGUACUAAUUCCGCCCGGCUAUUUACACCCGGGCAAAGGAACGCACUAGCGAAGUCUAAAGUUCAUCAAAUAUCGUGGGCGCAGAUGGCUCACCGUUCAUGGGUAGUCAUCCUCACUGACCUCAAAAUAUGUAGCGGACUGUCGUGAAUAGUGAACACUGACUGGUCAAAUUUUGAAAUUUGUAUUGUAACGAUUGCAUUGACGACAGCAAAAUAACAAACAUUUCUUGCAAGUUGUAUUUUAAUUUGCAAGAUUUUGUAAAUUUCAAAACCUUUCUGAGAGCCAAAAAACGUGGAAAAACGUCUAAAAGAAUAGAGCAAAGUCGCCGACGUUAAUGAAGGUAAGUUUGUUUUAAAUAUUGAUGUAUGUUUGUUUUAUAAUUGAUAUAUGUAUAACCAUAGGCUACCCAAAAAUCCGUGUUAAAAUUUUUACCCUCGCGCAUGGCGCUCGGGCAUGCAUCGAGUCUACUCAGUUUAUUAUUAUGACUAUUAUUAUUAUUGUCAUAAUAAUAAACUGAGUAGACUCGAUGCAUGCCCGAGCGCCAUGCGCGAGGGUAAAAAUUUUAACACGGAUUUUUGGGCAGCCUAUGGUAUAACUGAUAGUGGUGGGCGAUACUGCGAAUAUCGAACUGAUACUAUCAUUGCGUAUAUAUAAGUGAAGAAAGACAGCAUAUCAUUUCAGUGUAGUUUUAUUAAUUACCCUUUCUUUUGUAUAUUAAAGUAUUUAAAUAAAGAGGAAAGCAAAGUUAUUUUCAUGCGAGAAUUUGAAAUCAGUUUAUUUCAAACUCAAUGUUUACCGAUAAUUCGAUAAAAGGCCGUUUAGUUUUAAGAAGAUUUUAACAAACGUUUUGCGAAGCGUUUGUAGUUGAAUUUUACAUUAAAUUGAAGCUUAUAUUACGUAUAAUAACAUACCUAUAGCAUAUAUAUGUUUGGGAAAUUGAUAAUUUUGUUAUUAAAAGUGAUAUUUUGGGAGGAUUUUUCAAUUUUAAAACUAUUCUUAAAAUAUCGUGUUACCAUGACAACUUUUUGUCACUAAGGCGAGGGUUUCUGCAUGCAUGUAUUUUCUAGUGUAUAUAUUUAUAUAGGUUGUUUGUAACAUGUCGCGAUCGCUGGAAACACAACAAAACAAAGUCUGUCGAAGCAUUUAGUGUGAUACUAAGACAGCUGCGGAUUGAGAGAGAUGCACAAUGUCAUCUCUAUGUACCUGAUAAAUACAAGCGCAACCUCGAAAUUUUCUUGAAUUUUUUCAGGUAGUUCUUUUCUCUCUCAAUCCGCAUGCAACUAUAUCUUGUUUUCGUCAAGGCCGGCGAGAGGCAAUAUAGAAAAGCAGGAUGCGUGGGAUCCAACGAAACAAGUAACCCAACAUCAAUUGUCAUGUAAGCAUUUCAUAAUAACUACCUCGGAUUGCGAACAUCAGAACAGAUGAAAAAUGCGUUAAUUACGAAACCAAAAUGAAUGUGUUUUGUGAUUGGUACAUGUAGCUUAAUGGCAUACAGUUUCGUAUGCACAAACAUUAAUGUUAUAUAUACGGCAGUGAUAUAUAUAGGUAGGAUUGUUAUACGAUUAGGUUUACGAUUAGCAUUAAUCUAUAUAGCGCAAAUUUACAUGUGGGUAUGAUCAAAUGCGCUUUACAUCAAGUAUUAUACGAUUACCAAAUUACAUACAGUACUUAGCCUAGAUUAUUUUAUUUUUACAACUUACAAUUGUGAUAUUACUUUCUUAACUGUGUUUAUCCUAACCCACCCUGUCAACUUUCCCUGUGGGAAGAAACCGGAGCACCCGGAGAAAACCCACGAUUUCGGCAAAGCGUUGACGGACUCUUUUUACAUGAGUCCGUAGCGAGAAUCGAACCCACGAACUUAGAGGGGAAAGGCGCUUGCCCUGACGACUGUGCCACCGAAGCCCCACUUAGAAAAAAAGUGUUUGCGUUAUUAAAUAUAUGACAUAAGAAAAGAUACCUGUAUGAGUGAAGAGGUUUUUCGAGAUUGAUUUAUGAUAAAAAAAACUAGAUUAACCAAAAAUAUUUAUUCCUUACAAUGCUGAAUAUACGAUAUGUUAAUUUUGAAGUGGCUAUACAGUCAUGUAGCCAUUUUAAUUACGCUUUAAUUGAAUCUCCCGGAAUACAGUAUAUAAACGCUUAUAUGCAAUAAUGUUUACUGUUUACGGUUUUACUGUUAGAUAUAUCUUAAUAAAACAUUCUUAUAAACCACGACGUUACAUGGUGUCAGGAGUGGGAUCUCCUUCAUCAAAGCUUAGUCAAGCUUUAAGCUUUUGACGAGGGAAAUAUAAUUGAAUUGAAGUAAACAGAAACAAGUGAAGCGAAACCGUCGAAAUAUGUCAACUGCAGACAAGAAUAGCGACGAGUGUAAAAUGGCAGAUAUAAACUUUCAAGCCAGACUAUCGCCACCGUCAAGACUCGAACUAACUGGUAACCUAGCUGUGAACUGGAAGAGGUUUCAGAGAUCGUGGAAGAACUACGAAAUCGGAUCACAACUAAAAGAAUUAAGUUUGGAGAUGCGAACGGCAACGCUAUUAACAUGUAUUGGACCGGACGCUUUAGAUAUACUCGAGGGACUCGAUUUCGAAGAGGAGUCACAAAGAAAUAACAUUGACAUUGUCAUGGAAAAGCUCGAAGAAUAUUGUGUGGGCGAAACGAACGAGAUAUACGAACGAUAUUGCUUUAACAAGCGGGAUCAGGAAAUUAACGAAACAGUUGAACUCUACGUUACGGUCCUUCGAAAGUUGGCAAAGACAUGCAAUUUUGGGACUCUUGAAAACAGUUUGAUAAGAGACCGACUCGUUGUGGGCAUUCGGGACAAUAAUAUACGAAAAAGAUUGCUUCAAGUUUCAAAGUUAACCCUGAAAGAUGCCAUUGACAUAGGUAGAUCAUACGAAAGUACGUGUCUGCAGCUGAAAGCGAUGUCACAAGAAGCAGAAGUUCAUAAAGUUGACAAAGCGAAGCCUGGUUUCGAGCGAUCUCUGAAACGAGUUGGAAGUGAGGUAAGCCGUAAAGUUACAACAUGUAAAUUCUGUGGGAAGUCUCACCCAAUGAACAAACUUAUGUGCCCAGCAUGGGGAAAAAACUGCAACGCAUGUGGCAGAAAGAAUCAUUUUGCUGUGAUGUGUAGUGUAAAGCCACGGGAAAGGCGGGAAUCUCUAAAGUGGGUCGAAGACGUAGAUUCUGAUGAAUAUAUUGCAUGUGUUGAAUUAAAAGAAAGUGUGUGCGCUGUUGAGGUCAGCCAAAACAAAGAUAAAGUGUUUGCUACAAUGUUGUUGAAUGACAAACAUAUUCGUUUUCAGCUAGAUAGUGGGGCAACUGUUAAUGUAAUUUCCCAGAAUGACUACAGUGAAGCGUAUGGCAAGGAGAGCCUAUUGAGUUUAGAAACUACGAACGCAACUUUGGUAAUGUACAAUAAGAGUGAAGAGAAGCCGUUAGGAAAGAAACGGGUGAGAGUGGUAAACCCCAAGAAUGGAAAGAAGUACAGUGUUGAGUUUGUUGUGGUAAAAGGGAGUUGUACCUCACUCCUUGGUGCUAAAGCAAGCCAGCAGAUGGGUCUUUUGUCAGUCAAUAGAAACAAUAUUCAGGCGAUAGAAACUCAAAGUGCAGAGAAAGUCGAAAGCAUCACGAGUUUACACCACAACAUGGGUUUACGAUACAACGCGGUGAUGUCAAAAGAAAGUAUGUUGGGAGAGUUUUCCGAUGUUUUCGCUGGAGAAGGAAAGCUAGAGGGAGAUUUGCAUCUCGAAAUCGACCCAUCCGUAACACCAGUGCAACUACCUACGAGAAGAGUACCACUGGCAGUCAAGGAAAAGUUAAAGACGGAGUUAUCUCGUCUGGAGAAGCUUGGUGUCAUUAAAGCAGUAGAUGUUCCAACAGAUUGGAUCUCAGCAAUGGUGGUGACAAUGAAGAAGGACGGACGAAUCAGAGUAUGCGUUGACCCAAAACCACCGAAUCGAGCACUGAAAAGAAACCAUUACCCGUUACCAACCAUAGAAGAUGUGCUACCACAGCUGGCCAAAGUAAAGUUUUUUACAGUGUUAGAUGCCAAGAAUGGGUUCUGACAUGUCUCUCUGGAUGAAGUGAGCAGUUAUGCUACCACAUUUGGAACACCGUGGGGACGAUAUAGAUGGUUACGAAUGCCAUUUGGUAUCGCACCAGCUCCGGAGGAGUUCCAGAGAAGAAUCGAUCAAGCUCUUGUAGGAUUGAACGGAUGCAAUACCAUCGCUGAUGAUAUCCUCGUAUUUGGAUGUGGAGAGACAUCGGAAGAAGCAUUGGAAGAUCACGAUUUCAAUCUUCGAAAUGUUCUGGAGCGGUGCCGAGAGAAAGCAAUAAAGUUGAAUGGCGCCAAAGUACAAUUCAGGUGUGAAGAUGUGUCAUACAUGGGACACACAUUAACCAAAGAUGGCUUGAAACCAGAUGCAAGCAAAGUUAAAGCAGUGGAGGAAAUGCCACCACCAACUGAUAAAAAGGGGGUACAACGUCUGUUGGGAAUGACCAACUAUCUGCAAAGAUAUGCCCCAAAGCUGGCAGAAGUUACAAAUCCUCUGCGCCAGCUGACAAAGAAAGAGAGCGACUUAAUUUGGGAAGAAUCUGUUCAUGGGCGAGCACUGGCGGAGAUAAAAAGAAUGUUGACAACGGUACCAGUUCUGAAAUAUUUUGAUCCAACGAUGACGCCAGUCCUACAAUGCGAUGCUUCAAUGCAUGGGCUUGGUGUUUGCUUGAUGCAAGACGGACAGCCUGUGGCAUAUGCUUCUCGAUCGCUGACCGACACUGAAGUCAAUUAUGCUCAGAUUGAAAACGAGCUUUUAGCCAUUGUAUACGGCAUGGAAAAGUUCGAGACGUACGUAUACGGUCGAAAGGUGUUGGUCGAAUCGGAUCAUAAACCGUUGGAAACGAUAUUCAAGAAAAGUCUUCUGUCUGCCCCCAAACGUCUUCAGCGAAUGUUGUUAAGGCUUCAAAGAUACGAGUUCGACGUCACGUACGUGAAAGGAACGCAACUUAUCAUGGCGGAUGCAUUGAGUAGGGCUUUUCUCUCGCAUCCAGAAAUAAUGCGUGAUGGGGAGCAGGGUCCGCAAGUACUCGCAGUUGACGAUGUCGUAGUCGAAGAUGUUAGAUCUCCCACUGAGAUUGCAACCGAACAGGUCAACAUGCUUCAGUAUCUGCCUGUCAAAGAAGAAACCCUUCAGAGAAUUAAAACAAGUACACGUGAAGACCCCGAGCUUAAGAUUCUGGAGCAAGUGAUCAAGCAAGGUUGGCCGGAGUCAAAGAAGGAAGUUCCAGCACAGGCUUUGAAGUAUGUAGCUUUCCGAGAAGAGUUAACAGCGCAAGAUGGAAUCAUUUUCAAGGGAGAACGUGUGGUCGUACCUCGAUCCUUGCGUAAAGAGUUCACAACGAAGGUCCACGUUAGUCACCUGGGGAUUCAAGCAUGUCUCAGACGAGCUCGGGAAGUAUGGUAUUGGCCAAACAUGAAUAAAGAGAUUACAGAGUACAUUUCAAAAUGUCAGACAUGCAAGACAUACUCUCAAGAGCAACAGAAAGAACCCAUGAUUCCAUAUCCAGUACCUUCUAGACCGUGGCAAGUGAUUGGAACUGAUCUGUUUGAAUUCCAAGGAAGAAACUAUCUUGUCACCACAGAUUACUAUUCAAAUUUCUUUGAAGUUGAUAGAUUGUAUAAUACAACAUCAAAAGAAGUUAUUUGUAGAUUGAAGGCUCACCUAGCCAGGCACGGUAUACCAGACAGAAUGGUAAGUGACAAUGGACCUCAGUUUACCUCGGAAGAAUUCAGACAAUUCGCCGAUGCUUAUGAGUUUCAACAUGGUACGAGUUCGCCUGAUUAUCCACAGUCGAAUGGAAAGUCUGAGAACGCUGUAAAAACUGCAAAACGAAUAAUGGAGAAGGCGUUGGCAGUUGGAGCAGAUCCCUACCUAGGAUUCCUGGAUUUCCGAAAUACUCCAACUGAAGGUUUGGAUACGUCACCGGUGCAGCGUCUGUUUGGUCGUCGGACAAAAACACUCCUACCCACAUCCAGUAGAUUACUGUCGAUGAGAAAGGACGAUUCGAGUACGGAGCGAAAGUUGAACGAUAGGAAAAGAAAACAAAUGUUUUACUAUAACAAAGCGUCGAAGAGUUUAAAGCCGUUAAAGGAAGGAGAUACAGUGUUCGUGAGACCGGCGAGGAGAUCGAAAGAGUGGAAGCGAGCUACUGUCAACAAAGCAGUGGGAAUUAGGUCAUAUGGGGUAACUACGGAGCAGGGAAGCAAGAUAAGGAGAAAUCGGAGACAUCUGCGUUUAGCCAGCAAUGAACAGUCUCCGUCAAAUACAGUUAGUGCGAAAGAUAUCGGGGCGUACGUAGAUCCGCCUAGACCAUUGAUAACGGACAGUAAUCAGAGAGAUCAGCCUGAUGUCGGAGAAACGAGAACAACGAUGGACAAUUCAAGACCGUUGACAACCGACAGUAAUCAGAUAGACCAGCCUGAUGUCGGAGAAACGAGAACAGAGAUUGAUGAUUCAAACGACAGUACCCGGGUAUCCCAGUCUAGGAACAGCCAGUCCCCUAUACGGUAUAGUUCGAGAGGGCGUGUUUUAAGAAAACCUGUUUACUUAAAGGAUUAUGACUACUAAAAGAUAGAUGAACUUUUAAUUAAAUUAGUGACUGUUUACUAUUAAGAUUUAUUAAUUAGAACUUGACAAUAACUUGUUGGUGGACUUUAAGAAAUUUAGCUAUCCAAUUGUUAGCACAAAAAAAAAAUAUAGAGUAAAGUGUAGUUAGGAUUUAAUUAUAGGAUUUAUUAAUUAACGAUAUAGUUAAUAUUGUGUAAAAGAAGGGAGAUGUGUCGGUAUUUGUAUUAGCAUUUCACAAGACAAUUAGCAUACCAUAGAAUAUGUAAUUAUGUAUAAAGGGCUGUCUCAUGAUUAAGCCAGCAUCAUUUGGAAUGCAUACUUGUACGAAGAUAGACCGGUUUUACUGUUAGAUAUAUCUUAAUAAAAGAUUCAUAUAAACCACGACGUUACACAAGGUAAAUGUUUUUCGUCUUUGUUUUGUAUUUUUUUACAUUUGUAGCUACGAAAUUGGCGUCCCCAAUUUUUACGAAAUUUGGGAUGCCUUUUUCACUGUUUAGUGCUUGAAAUAUUUGCUAAAAUUGACUGGGAAUACUGAGAGGUUUCAUCGUAGAAUGGCGUAGUUAUAUUCAUUUGCUCUUUGACUAAAAUGUUUAGCUGUAUUAUUGCUAAACAUGCCGUUUUUGAGAAUUUGGUUUGCAACUAGGUUUCAACAUCCAAUCACGCCAUCAGCCCAUUGAAAACAUUAGGUCAGGUCAGCUAGUUUCCUAUCCAUUUAUUUUAUUAUCCAUCGUUUCUUGUGAGCUACGAAUAUUAAGUUACGUUUUUACGCGCUUAAGCAUCUUAACCUGAUUUUUACCCGAAACAACGCCCGCUUUUAGGGGAAAUCACCUAAACUUUUUAAACAUCGUUCAAAAAGCGUUCAGAAAAGUGGUCUAAAUAUAGCGAUUUAUGACGUCAAAAUGCUACAGUCAACUGGGGGUCUUACGUCAAAAUGCUACAGUCAGCGGGGGGACGAGUUACUAAAUUUAGCCUUUUUGCUACAGUCAGAUGAAGCAAACCAAUCACAGCGUUGCAAUGCGCUACAGUCAGCUACAGUUGCGCAAUUCGAUAGGAACUUUAGAGCGAUGUUAUUUGGCUACAUUUGUUUGCGCUUUUACCGAGCCAAUUUCUUUCGAAGAAAAACUAAGUAGACUAAAGCGCUAUGUGAGGAUGCCAUCGGGAGCAAAGUUAAGGCCGAUCGCCUGAAAGAUCGCGUGGUAUUUGUGUGUGAUUUUUCGAAAUUACAAUUCGAAACGGUGAAAGAGCGCGCUCGUUGAACCACGUUCGGGUCAGGUAAGCUUAUGAAUAUUAGAAUAUAUUAAUAAACAGAAUAUAAAUGUAAACGCUCCGUGCCAGUGGUUGGAAAUUGCGCGCCGGAGAUUUCGAAAAUUUAAUAGUAAAUAUAUAGAAAGCAUAAAAAUUGCGCGUCCGAUAUGCAUUGAUUGUAAUUGUGUUUAUAUACGGUUACACAUGUGCGGUAUGAUAUUAAAUUACAUAUUAAUAUGGGGAGGAAGGCUGGUCUUAAACUUGCAUACAGUAAUUAAGAAUGUAGAUCUGGUAUGUUUGGUAUAUCGUUUAACCAUUUUACUGUCUUUACGUGUUUUUGGAACUUUUUGUCUAAAAUAUGGCCGUAUUAAGAUCAAAUUUUAGAACAGAAUUCGUGCUCAGAAUGCAGGAAAUGGUGUUUAAAAUCUUAGUUACUAUUUGAAGCCCGGAAACACCAUUAAAAUCUUAGUUACUAUUUGAAGCCCGGAAACACCAUUUCCAUAAGAAUUCUAAAAAUUUAAAUCUAUGUAUUAAAUCUAUAUACGGUGCUUAUUCAGUUUUGACAUUGCACUGAUUUGCACACUCUUAGUGCACUUCGUUAAAAUCUUUACAAUUUCUAAGUUCAGCUGGUAAUGGUACUCGUAGACUCGCAGUUGCACGCGUUGCCGCGAAGUCGCGGAGUAAUCAGUGCUCUUUGGUAUUCGUAUUACUUCCACGCAAAAAACUAUCGGAAACACCGAUAAAUAAGAUCUAGAAAUUACAAUAACCGACAAAUUGUACUUGGCUGCACUCUCAUGGCUUUUGUGUUUUGGCAAAUAUUUUUUAUAGAGGUCGCGACCUUGCUCACGCCUCAUUGGAUAUUGCUUGUUUUGGUGACUGUUGUGCAACCGUAUAUUAAUAUGUGAAAUACCUGAAUCACAAAACGAAACUAACUUAGCACGAAGGCGUUGUUUGAUAACUUAUAUGUUUGUCUCGCUUCCAAAUUAUGUGACGACGUACAGUGAGUGAUUUCAGGAGAACUAAAAGUCGGUAUUGGACCAUUGGAUUGGGGACUCUAGAAUAAAAAGAUAUGUAAGCAAACAGACGACUUAGAUUUGUGUCUUCUCGAGAAUGGCUUAUUGUCCAACAGAGGAGAAAUAUGGAUACGAGGAUAGUCGUUUUGAGAAAGCUGUCGAUGCCCACUUUCAUUGCUCUAUCUGCUACAAUGUUCUGAAGGAACCAAUGAUGUGUAGAAAUAAUGAGCACGUAUUUUGUCGUGACUGCAUCACUGAACAUUUAACUGUGAACUCGCAUACUUGCCCAGAAUGUAACGAGGACUUGACUGUCGAAACACUUCGUAAAGCGCGUCUGGUGAGCAAUUAUUUAUCUGAGCUUAAGAUAAAGUGCGAUUAUUCUAACCGAGGUUGUCAAGAGUUCGUUCGCUUGGAAGAACUCGAUUGUCACGUCGAGAAUUGUGGUUUUGCGCCGGCGACGUGCUCAAACGAGGAAUGUCAAAUGGUGGUUAAUAAGCGAGAGAUUAUUCAUCACGAAAGCGCAGUUUGUGAGUACAGGAAAGUCAAGUGUCAUAACUGUGUGAAGAUCGAGCAAGAUGUGGAAGAGAUGAAGGAAAAAAUAGAAAAAGAGGUUGGAACAAUGAAAGAACAAGUAGUAAGUUUAAAGUUUUAAAGGUUUUAGCUACGUUUACACGCCGCGAUUAAUUGUGUACGAUUCGUUUUCUGGCGUAUGUCAUUGAGUACGUAAAGCGUAAAGCCCGUUCUCCACUAGGCGAAUUUAUUCGCGCGAACAGAUAAAAAGUAGGAAGCGAUCCUACUUUUUCGCCGCGAAUUUUUUCGCCGACCAAUCACGUUGCCGGAUUUCGGUUUUCGCUUCGCGUCGCGCGAACAAUUUCGCGUAGUGGAGAACGGGCUUAAGCUGGCUACAUUUGAACGGCAAUCAUUAUGGCGCCAGCACUCAUUUUAAUACGCCAGAAUACGAAUCGUACACGACAAAUCGUAGCGUGUAAACGUAGCUGUUCAAAAUGUGCGCGGGAGGGAAUAUGAUAUAGUGCAGUCCAAUGAUUUAUUUUAGUCACUAUUUACACAGAAUUGAGAGAAUGAUUUUGGCAAUGCUAGCGUAGCAAUGCUAUGGUGUGGCAGCGACUGGGCGGCAGUUACGCUCUUUUGGCUGAGUCAGACUUCUGUGUGUCACUAUUAUGUGCCUGGGAAGAGAGAGAGAGAGAAGCACCAGUCAAUGAUUUGCCCCAGGGAGGGGGUAUAGGGCAUACCCUCGGGAUUUAACAUUUUGUAAUGAAAAUAAUAUCCGUGGAGAUGCCUGAUUAUGUCAAAGUAAGUCAAAUUCCCAAGCAUGAAAAAGAUGAGAAAAAUAGAGUACUGAAUUAUUAUAGAGAGCAGUUUAGGUAAACAAUUACACUUGAACAUGGGUUUGACAACUGAUUUUGCCUUUUAUGUGGUAUUUUUAUUACAAAACGCAGGUAGAAUAUCAAUUAAAUAAAGAGAAAAGUAGAUAUAUAAAAUAUGAUAUCUUAAUUCAGCCACAAUGUCCUGUGACAUUUAAAACUUUUCAUGCCCUAUUACAGAAGAUACAAGGUAAGAAUGAUCAAUCUUCCCAAUCCUUGAGACAUAUAAUUGUCAAAAUCCAGACCUACGGAAAGCAGGUGGUAGUGAAAUCCUAUGGGCCGAAUGUCCAAUAUAUACCCCUCCCUCCCCCCCGGCUGGUGCAAACCACUGACUGGUGCAUAAUCCCUUUUAUAUGUUGGUAGACUCAGAUCCAAAUAACGUUUAAAAAGUAGCCGAAAUGUAAAACCAUUUAAAAUGUAAUUUACUUUGUUGUAUAUGAACUUUAAUUUUCAGACCAAAAGGAUUGAUACAAUCGAAGGAGAAAUAGAGCAAGUUAAAGAAAUUGUGGUUCAGAUAUUAGACAAGUUGACAGUCCUAGACAGUCGAAUGGUUUCUUCCAACAAAGUUUCUGAUACAACACGAGAAGAUAUCACCAUAAUCGCAGGGUACGACCGUGAGCUCAACGUGAGAAAAUCCGUGGAAAGGUUUUCAUGGAAGAAAAAUGUUUGGGUAAAGAUUGCAUCCCUAAACAUUGGUCGUGUGUAUGUUACUUCGUUUUUAUUUGGCGAUGAGUUGUAUGUUGUUGGUGGAAGAGAUAGCAGGGCAAUGGAGGCCUUAAAUUUAAAUGAAGCACCUGGAAAAUGGACUUUACUUGCUGCUGAAUUGCCUGCGUCCUACGAAGGCCAUCGCACAUUAGUUUACCAGAAUCGGUUGAUUUUAAUUGGCGGGUCUGCAAUGCCAUUUAUCAUUUACGUCGAUCUCAUCUCAGAAAUACUUCUUACUCCGCCUUACACUAGCAAGGUGUUGUGUCGCAUGCCUCAGCCAAGAAAAUAUUUUGGCGCGGAGUUAUUUGAAGACAGAGUCUUGAUUUUUGGAGGAAGGAUUCGCGGUGAUUAUAAUAGUUCGCUUAAUAGUGUCUUAGAGUUUGAUUUGAAUACGAAUGAAUGCAGAAAUCUGCCUUGUUUGCCGCAUGCCAUAUCAGGAUUGGCAACGGUUCGUUGGGGAGAUAAGGUUGUCUUAAUUGGAGGUCGAGACAAUGAAGCCAAAGUUCUCAAUCAAGUUCUCAUGUACGAUUCUACAACUGGGAAAAUUGACGUUUUGCCAUCAAUGCUAGAAGCAAGAGUUUCACCAUGUGCAGUUAUCACUGGAAAUAUGAUUGUCGUGAUGGGUGGAGCAAGUAUGGAACGUAUGGAUCUUGCCUCCGUAGAAGGUUUUGUUCUGGGAGGUUAUACAUGGCAAUAUCUUCCUAGUCUGAAUGAAGGCAGAAGUGGUGCCACUGCAGAACUUGUACCAGCCAAAUUCAACAAAAGUUGGCCGUGAUGAGUGUCAGAUAACAGUUUGCACAGAACGUUGAAAACCUUUUUCAAACUUAUAACAACAGCUAUAAGCAAGAAGGGCAAACACUUCCUAGCUAUAUAAUAGUCUUAAGGACUUGUUAGAACUUGUUUGUUUGAGGCUAAAACAAAUCAACUUUUUCAUGUAUCGUUAGCAUCUUAAAAUUACUAAAUAAUUAUGUAGAAAUAGAGAAAUAAAUAGGAAAAAAUAGUCAGGUCAUACAAAAUGUGAUGUUACACGGGAAAACUUUCAAUGAAGAUUUUUAACGCAACGCGUUACAAAUCCAAAUUUCAUGAACCAUAAUUUGCAUUACAAAUUGUAGUUGAAGAUCGUUCCGUGUAACAUCACCUUAAUUGUGAAUCACGCGCAAUGGGUGAUGGGAAUGUUCUAUUUUUGCGAGUCUUUGUAUAUAGCGGCAAUAUAUGCCAGCGCCAAUAUAUACCAUUCAAAAACUCAUUAAUAAUUCAUGAACCAAUUAUCCAAUCUUGAGUAAGAAAUUAGUCACGUGCAUACGUCUUUAUACCAGCUAAAGAACACUUUAACAAAAGUUGUUAUGCAAACCAUAUAAAGAUUUUUAUAUAAAGAUUUUUAUAUAAAGAUUUGACUUAUUAUGCAUACGUUUUUGAAGCCAUUUAAAAAACUCGCAGGUCGUGUUUUAUUAGGUCUAAAGCCACUCGCGCUGCGCGCUCGUGGCUUUAAACCUAAUAAAACACUCCUGCUCGUUUUUUAAAUAGUACUUUGAAUAUUCGAAUCACAUGUACUAACAACAGACUUCGUACACAAUUUGAUACAUGGAUUUUUAUAUAUACAAAGUAGGUUUUGUAAUAGAAUGAUUAUAUACAAUAACACCAUAGACCAAAUUAGAACGUGAUAUAUAGUGUAUGUCAGUUUAAAACAAAUUCAGUGUUUCUCACAACUUCGUCUAGUCUACUUGUCAUAUAACAUGGCGAAGUGUUAAACCUAAUAAGGGUUUAUUGUGUGUCCGCUAUAGUAUGUGUAUGACACCAUAAUGCCUUUCAUUGUCGAUCUCAGGUCGCUUUUCAAC